Messenger RNA from Penicillium verhagenii, 939 nucleotides. Its product is annotated as tRNA splicing endonuclease subunit SEN34. The transcript has a single exon. The record is from RefSeq and is a predicted model, not a curated record. Gene Ontology annotation, cellular component: tRNA-intron endonuclease complex. Gene Ontology annotation, molecular function: nucleic acid binding; tRNA-intron lyase activity. NCBI's taxonomy places the organism in Eukaryota, Fungi, Ascomycota, Eurotiomycetes, Eurotiales, Aspergillaceae. Gene Ontology annotation, biological process: tRNA splicing, via endonucleolytic cleavage and ligation; tRNA-type intron splice site recognition and cleavage. Bases 1 to 939 code for a protein of 312 amino acids.
AUGGACCAACCUACUCUCCCUAUUCCGAUCUCUUUCAUUUCUGGUAGAUACCUACUAUUCUCCAUUGACGAUGUCACGUAUUUAAGACGUGAAUACCACACGUGUGGUGUGUUGAUCGGGACUCUACCACAAAUCCCACAACAGAAUGUCUUCUUGGGUUUGCCGCUCGAGCUGAUGCCCGAGGAAGCGCGGCUGUUGGUGGACAAGGGUGUAGCUUGCAUUGUAGACGAAGCCAAGGCACACAUUGGCAUGCAAUCUCUUCUAGAAGAGGAUCGCCAACAGUACCUACGCGAAUUAGAAUCCACGGGCCUCCACGCUUCACGCAUCCUCACGGAACGCAAAGAUCAGCAAAGAGACCAAUGGAUGAAAGAAAAGAAUGAGAAGAAGGCUAAGGCUCAAGCCAAGGCAGCUGCCCAAGCAGCUGGUGGUGAUAAACCCGACUCCAUCCCAGCGGCAACGGAGAGCCCAGCCUCUGUGGCAGACUUUUUCAAGGACGAUCCUACCUCCCGAGAGGCCUCUUCUAGCAUUGUUCCUCAGCAAGCCCACCGCGUGACCCCAACGACAUCCUACCCUCCGCUUCCUCGUCCGUCUACGUCGUCCAAAAAUAUCCUUCCGAGACCCGAUGUCCCUCUUUCAUACCCGCUCUUUGCUCAUCUGCAAUCGCGCGGUUACUUCCUUUCGCCUGGCCUGCGUUUUGGAUGUCAAUAUGUGGCGUACCCAGGUGAUCCUCUUCGAUUCCACUCUCAUUUCCUUGUUGUCUCUGCCGAAUGGGACCAGGAGAUUGAUAUAAUGGACAUCAUCAUUGGCGGCCGAUUGGGUACCGGUGUCAAGAAGGGUUUCCUUCUGGGCGGACCUCAGGUUUCAAGAGAGCAAGCCGAAUCUGAGAUCGAGCGUACCGAAAGUGUACGUACAUUCAGCAUCGAAUGGGCUGGUAUGUAG